AUGGAAGCAGAAAACCACACAGAAGGUUUGGAAUUCCUCCUCUUGGGACUCUCAGAGGAUUUGGAACAACAGCCCAUCCUCUUUGGGCUGUUCCUGCCCAUGUACCUGGUCACCGUUCUUGGGAACCUGCUCAUCAUCCUGACCAUCAGCUCUGACUCCCACCUCCACACCCCCAUGUACUUCUUCCUCUCCAACCUAUCCUUCGUUGACAUCUGUUUUGUCUCCACCACCAUCCCAAAGAUGCUGGUGAACAUCCAGACACACAGCAGAGACAUUUGCUAUAUGGGGUGCCUUACUCAGGUGUAUUUUUUUAUGAUUUUUGCUGGACUGGAUAAUUUGUUACUGACUGUGAUGGCCUAUGACCGCUUUGUGGCCAUCUGCCACCCCCUGCACUAUACUGUCAUCAUGAACCCCCGUCUCUGUGUCCUCCUGGUUCUGAUAUGUUGGUUGAUCAUUUUCUCGGCCUCUCUGCUUCACAUUCUACUGAUGAGGCGGCUGACCUUCUCUACAGGCACUGAAAUUCCACACUUCUUCUGUGAACUGGCUCUGAUUCUCAAGGUGGCCCAAUCUGAUACCUUCAUCAAUAACAUCGUUUUGUAUGUGGCAACGGCACUGCUGUGUGUGUUUCCUGUCACUGGGAUCCUCUACUCUUACUCUCAGAUUGUCUCCUCCUUACUGAGAAUGUCCUCCACCGCCAGCAAGUAUAAAGCUUUCUCCACUUGUGGGUCUCACCUCUGCGUGGUCUCCUUGUUCUACGGGACAGGACUGGGGGUCUACCUCAGUUCUUCUGUGACCCACUCUUCCCAGGGAAGGCCGAUCGCCUCAGUGAUGUACACUGUGGUCACCCCCAUGCUGAACCCCUUCAUCUACACCCUGAGGAACAAGGAUGUGAAGGGGGCCCUGGGAAGACUCCUCAGCAGAGCAGUAUCUUGCCCAUGA
Molecule: messenger RNA, 939 nt
Organism: Tupaia belangeri chinensis (Chinese tree shrew)
Lineage: Eukaryota; Metazoa; Chordata; Mammalia; Scandentia; Tupaiidae
Product: olfactory receptor 7D4
Exons: 2
Coding region: 1-939 (312 amino acids)
Biological process (GO): G protein-coupled receptor signaling pathway
Cellular component (GO): membrane
Molecular function (GO): olfactory receptor activity; G protein-coupled receptor activity
Source: RefSeq, a predicted model, not a curated record